CAACCACCAGCAUGGGAAGGAGCACCUUGAAGUCAGAGAACAUUGGAACCACCUUCCCUAUGAUGUUUUCCAUUUUGGAAAUUACUUCAGGGCUCAUUGUACCACCAAUAUUACAGUUUAUUUCUCCACAAACAUGUUCUUAGGUACUUCGAGCUUCCGCUUAUCCACCAAAUUGGGACCAAGUUUGAACGGAGAACUUUCUUAUGCCCGUUCAACUUUCACGCUUCGCUCUGCCUUCCUUGUGCCAUCGGUCAUUACUAAAAGUAUACUGAUUGGCAUCAUUCGUUUGUCAAUCUACUACAUCUAGUACAAGAAUGUAUUUUUGUCCGAUACGCAACCAGUUCCUCAAUCCCCCUUCUCAACCCACAACCAGCAACGCCCAUGGACAAUUUCCUCCUGUUAGACAACGUUCUUCGGUGGGAUCUGGCAGCAUUGGAGUGUCUCGCAACGUUGUGGCCAUACCGCAGAGACACUCCAAUGAUGAUGCGCUCACAAAGAUUGAGGCAUUGUUCGAGACCAUUGUUGAUGCUGUCAGUGCCGGGAGUUCCAUCGUCAUACCCUAUCGGCGGUCGACUAAUGCGCAGGCGUUCAACCUGACUGCUUCUGCCUCAAAUCCAAGGGAUGGAAGGCACAUGGAUUCCGUACGCUUUCCGGGACGUAACCCCCAAGAGCUUCGAAGAUUUGAAGCCUUGUUCCGCAUCAUCGAGCUCUCCCAUGAGGCACUCCUCUCCGGAACUCUCAUCACCAAGAGGAACAUUUACUACCAGAACAUGGAACUGUUCAGGUCACAGAGCGUGGUUGACGAAAUGGUGGACAAUGUUGCAUUCACACUUGGAGUGGGACGUAAUGAUCUCAACAUUGUAGCCACCGCAAAGGGCCUUCUUGCUGGCCAGAUAAGACUUAUCAUGCGCGGAGGUACCAGCAUCAAUUGUGCCGAGUCUUCUGACAGUGGCGUUUUGCUACCAUCAAUCAGCGCCGUCGAAAAAGUCGACUUUCAAUCCGUCAAAUGGCUGCUGGUGAUUGAGAAGGAGGCCACCUUUCGAACACUGUCCGCUUCGCGCUACCACACAGUCUCUCGGGCAGGAAGUGGAAUUCUGGUGACUGGAAAAGGGUAUCCCGACCUUGCUACACGAAAGUUCCUCGCGGCCCUCCACUCAGUUCGACCACGUUUACCCAUAUUGGCCUUGGUCGACUUCGAUCCCCAUGGGAUUUCUAUUCUUCGGACUUACCAAUACGGCAGCCAGCGCCUAGAUCACGAGGAGCGCACCAAGGUGCCCGGAUUAAGAUGGCUUGGAAUUCGCAGUAGCGAUGUCCUCUCAAAGACAGUGGUAACGCAAGAUCACUCCGCUAACAGUCAGGGAAGCCAAUCGAGCCAAGACUUCUCGAGUCAGGAAUCAAUCGCUUAUUCUGUAGAUGCAUUCCAAGAUCAACGCCCGGCGAAGAGACCGAGAACUCGACGAACGAAAAGCCACCCAAGCGACUGCACAGCGGCACUCAACGAAGGGGACAGGGGGAAGGCCGUCAGUGUUUUGCGAGACAUAUGCGCUACGGCUAGACUUGACGCUACAGGGCGGGAACACAAGCUAGAACUGCAGAGAAUGUUAAUGCUCAAUAUCAAGGCGGAGAUACAGGCGGUUGAUGAUUUCGGUGAUAUCACGAGCUGGUUGGAUGAGAGACUGUUAUCACACAGCAGGUACGUGAACUCGCAUUAACAGGAACUAGGGAUAGGUUUGGGGAACAUUGUCUUUCAGACACAGGAUAACGAGAAGAAAACAAAUCAUGAGAUGAUGAAGCUAAAAACUAAAAUAAAAUAUAACUAAGAAGAG
Molecule: messenger RNA, 1826 nt
Organism: Neurospora tetraspora
Lineage: Eukaryota; Fungi; Ascomycota; Sordariomycetes; Sordariales; Sordariaceae
Product: meiosis-specific topoisomerase Spo11
Exons: 8
Coding region: 315-1712 (465 amino acids)
Biological process (GO): reciprocal meiotic recombination; meiotic DNA double-strand break processing; meiotic DNA double-strand break formation
Cellular component (GO): nuclear chromosome
Molecular function (GO): DNA topoisomerase type II (double strand cut, ATP-hydrolyzing) activity; DNA binding; ATP binding
Source: RefSeq, a predicted model, not a curated record